Molecule: messenger RNA, 3285 nt
Organism: Trichoderma aggressivum f. europaeum
Lineage: Eukaryota; Fungi; Ascomycota; Sordariomycetes; Hypocreales; Hypocreaceae
Exons: 2
Coding region: 1-3285 (1094 amino acids)
Biological process (GO): mitotic recombination; mismatch repair
Cellular component (GO): nucleus
Molecular function (GO): ATP-dependent DNA damage sensor activity; ATP binding; mismatched DNA binding
Source: RefSeq, a predicted model, not a curated record
AUGACGCCUAUUUCGAAAGCACCAGAGAAGAAGCAAAAGUCUCUGACUGCAUUCUUCACGCCCAAGGCCGUCAAUGGCGCUGCAUCGUCUUCUCGGCCCGCGGUGCCGUCUUCGCCCACCCCCGUGAAGCAGUCGGAUCUGCCGUCAAGGAAACGGCCGCUCGACAAGGAUAACGACAGUUCCAAUGGCGCCGCCGAGAAAGCAGCAAAGAGAACCAGAGGAGAUGAAGAAAAGGAUGCAGAAAGCUCCUUUUUCCACAAUGACUCUGCCGUUCCUGCAACGGCCAGCAACCGAAGUCCGACUUCGUCACGAGCGCAACGCUAUCGCUACGACGAAUCGAAUUCACAGCAAGAAGCUGGUGAUGAGAGCGACGAUGCUCGAGUAAGGAGGCAGAACAAGGAGCUGCACAGGAAAUUCGUCAAGAAACUGGGCCAUCCCGAUGCCCUGUCUUGGAGGUCCCUGAAGGCACAGGACACCGGCGCUGGUGAUGACGAGGAUGCCGAUGCAGACCCCGAAGAGGAAGAAGCUCCAAUUGCCUCAAAAGCAAAGAAGAAGGGGUCUAAAACGGGGAAGCUAACCCCUAUGGAAGUGCAAUUCUUGGACAUCAAGCGGAAGCACAUGGACACGAUCCUCAUCGUCGAGGUCGGAUACAAGUUUCGAUUCUUCGGUGACGAUGCCCGAGUGGCUGCCAAGGAGCUGGGUAUCGUGUGCAUACCGGGUAAAAUGCGAUAUGAUGAGCAUCCCUCAGAAGCUCAUCUAGAUCGAUUUGCGUCGGCCAGCAUUCCGGUUCACAGAUUACCCGUUCACGCAAAGCGCCUCGUCGCUGCUGGGCACAAAGUUGGAGUCGUCCGCCAAAUCGAAACCGCGGCGCUGAAGAAAGCUGGUGACAACAGAAACGCUCCCUUCGUCCGCAAACUCACCAACCUCUAUACAAAGGGUACAUACAUCGAUGAGAAUGGAGAGCUAGAUAGCCAGGACACAUCUACCCCAUCUGGCGGCUACCUGCUUUGUAUCACAGAAACGGCUACCAAAGGUUCUGGCACUGAUGAAAAUGUCAGUGUCGGGGUUCUAGCUGUCCAGCCCGCCACCGGUGACAUCAUCUACGACACCUUUGAAGAUGGUUUUAUGCGGAGUGAGAUCGAGACACGGCUGUUGCACAUAUCGCCUUGCGAGUUCCUCAUAGUAGGCGACCUCACCAAGGGGACUGAUAAACUGAUACAGCAUCUAUCGGGCAGUAGUACCAACGUGUUUGGUGAUCGCUCCCGUGUUGAGCGUGUGCCCAAGAGCAAAACCACGGCCGCCGAGGCUUAUUCUCAUGUAACGCAAUUCUAUGCCGACCAAGUGAAGGAAGCUUCAGAUAAUGAGACGGCGAGCGCCCUACUCGACAAAGUCCUGAAACUCCCCGAGGCCAUCACCAUCUGUCUGUCCGCCAUGAUUACCCACUUACAGGAAUACGGCCUGGAGCACAUCUUUGGCCUUACAAAGUACUUUCAGAGCUUCAGCACUCGCUCCCACAUGCUCAUCAACGGCACAACGCUGGAGAGCCUCGAAGUCUACCGCAACGCCACUGAUCACUCUCAAAAGGGCAGCCUCUUCUGGGCUGUUGACAAGACUCUCACCCGAUUUGGACAGCGUCUCCUGCGGAAAUGGGUCGGCCGCCCAUUGCUUGAUAGAGAGCGUUUGGACGAGCGCCUUGCCGCAGUGCAGGAACUUGUUGACAAGCAAUCCACGUCGCCUGUCGAUGACCUUGAGAGGCUACUCACAACGACCAAGGCCGAUCUUGAGCGCAGUCUCAUCCGGAUCUAUUACGGCAAAUGCACCAGGCCAGAGCUCCUAUCCGUGCUUCAGACCCUACAAAAGAUUGCUAGUCAUUACUCCUCCGUCAAAUCAGCCUCUGAUGUCGGCUUCGACUCACCACUGAUUGUCAAUGCCAUCACUACCCUGCCGCAGAUCCUGGGCUCCGUCGUCUCGUAUCUCGAGCGCAUCAAUCUUUACGCUGCCAAGAAGGACGACAAGUAUGAAUUCUUUCGGGAGGAGUUCCAUACCGAAGACAUCCAGGACCACCAGCUUGGAAUCGCCCACGUCGAGCACGAACUCGACCAACACCGCGCCGUCGCCGCCGGGAAAAUUAAGCAGAAGAGUGUUGAAUACGUCACCGUCGCAGGCAUCGAAUACCUCAUCGCCGUCCCCAACAAAGACAUCAAGAACGUCCCUGCAUCGUGGAGCAAGAUCUCCGGCACCAAGGCUCUCUCGCGGUUCCACACCCCUGAAGUCAUCCGCCUCAUUUCCGAGCGCGACCAGCAUCGAGAGGCUCUCGCCGCCGCCUGCGACAAGGCCUUCAAAGACUUCCUCGCCACCAUCGCGGCAGAGUAUCAGCCUCUCCGAGAUGCCAUCUCCGCCCUCGCCACGCUGGACUGCCUCCUCUCCCUCGCAAAGAUCGCUGCUCAGCCCGGCUACAGUAGACCGACAUUCCUGCCCUCCACCGCCGAACCGUCCAUCUCCAUCUCCCAAGGCCGCCACCCCAUCGCCGAGCAGACGCUCGAAGGGAGCUACAUCCCCUUCACCACCACCCUUUCCCACCCCUCCGCCCUGGCACACCUCAUCACCGGCCCCAACAUGGGCGGCAAAUCGUCCUUUGUCCGCGCCGUCGCCCUCAUCGUCCUCCUCUCCCAAAUCGGCUCCUUCGUCCCCGCCGACUCUCUCACCCUCACCCUCUGCGACGCCAUCCACACCCGCGCCGGGGCCAGAGACAACCUCUUCGCCGGCGAAUCCACAUUCAUGGUCGAAGUCUCCGAGACGGCCCGCAUCCUGCGCUCCGCCACCCCCCGCAGCCUCGUCAUCCUCGACGAGCUUGGCCGCGGCACCAGCACCCACGACGGCGCCGCCAUUGCCCAGUCCGUCCUGCAGCACGUCGUCACCGAGACCAGGUGCCUGACCCUCUUCAUCACCCACUACCAGAAUCUCGCACGUGUUGUCGAUGGCCUGCCCGGCGUCACAAACGUCCACAUGAAAUUCAACGCGCAGACCGGACAGGACGGUGAAGAGGAGAUCACCUUCCUGUAUGAAGUAGGAGAGGGCAUAGCUCACCGAUCGUAUGGGCUAAACGUCGCCCGCUUGGCUCGCAUUCCCAAGAAAGUCAUCGACGUUGCUGCGGGCAAGUCGAAACAGCUAGAAAAUGAAAUGAAGCGGCGGCGGUUGCAAGGAGCAUACCGAACCCUUGCCCAUGUCAUAGAAUCGGGACCAGACCAGUUAGACCACUUGAUUUCCUCUAUUGAGCAGCUAUAG